GCGAGUGGCAGCAAAACACAUUCACUUGACUCUCAUUACAUACAAACAGCAAACGCUUGAACUUUUUACAUUAUUUCCAUUAUUUUAUUACCUUUGAAAGAGAAAGCCCAGACGAGAAAUGGAGGAACCAAUUGUAUCCAUAUAUGAUAUGUUGAUGAAGCGCUAUCGACAGCAGCGCAAAGAAGAAUUCCAACAGCAAAGGGAUCUCUUGCAGAACAAGCGCCCCACUCAGGAUGUGCCGACGAAGCCGAGCAUGGACUUCAGCAUUGAGCCGAAGAAGCCCAGAUCACGUAUCAGUCGCACCAGGUUCUCGGUGGAGCAAAUGCAGCCGGUUAGGGUGUCCACCAAUGUGGUGACCUCAACGCACUUAACCAAGAAAAAAUCGAACAUUCUGCUGCCGCCGCACGCCAAAAAGGAGACGCUCAAUCAGCUGGUGGAGAAGAUGAGCGGCCUCAGCCGGAAGCGGUCCAAGAAUGCUCCAGCGGAGCCGGUGCCGGUGCCGGAAAAGUCGGCCACGGAGCCGACAACUCGCAGUCGGGAUGGCUCGGGCAAGAAGCGAACCGCCAUGCGGAUCAAGCCGAAGGUCAACAAGACACCGCCUGGCAGCGAGCCGAUCAAUCAGCGUCAGCGAUUGGUCCUGUCGCCGCGCAACUCAAACAAGCCGGCCGUUAAGCGCGACAAGGCCAAAACCAAUCCCAACGAGCCGAAGGUCCAGCGUCGCGCCAAGAAUCCGGAGGCUGUGCGGCCCAAGGCGCGCCUAAAGGUGCACAUGUCCAAGUUGUCCAUCAAAUCGGCCAGCAAGGCCAGCAAGACCCCGCUGCCAGCUGACAAUGCAGUGCGUUAUCGCCUCUGAACGGCGAUAGUUAUAUCGGUUUUUAUCGAUUCCAUUCUACAAAUUGCAAGUGUUGCGCGCAAAACCGUUUACUCAUGUUCUUUUUUGAAGCGCUUCCAUUUUGCCAAUCAAUAGAAUCCAUUGCAGUUCCCCUCAAACUGCGGACCCUAUUGGUUUACAUCUGAGCAAGCGUUUCGAAAAGUUUUCAUUUUGGCUUAAACUAUAAAGAAUAAAAAUGUCAGUAACCACA
Molecule: messenger RNA, 1082 nt
Organism: Drosophila montana
Lineage: Eukaryota; Metazoa; Arthropoda; Insecta; Diptera; Drosophilidae
Exons: 1
Coding region: 119-853 (244 amino acids)
Source: RefSeq, a predicted model, not a curated record